Messenger RNA from Manis pentadactyla (Chinese pangolin), 5135 nucleotides. It is a transcript of the gene ARAP1, whose product is annotated as ArfGAP with RhoGAP domain, ankyrin repeat and PH domain 1. Bases 195 to 4556 code for a protein of 1453 amino acids. Gene Ontology annotation, cellular component: trans-Golgi network; cytoplasmic vesicle; plasma membrane. Gene Ontology annotation, molecular function: protein binding; phosphatidylinositol-3,4,5-trisphosphate binding; GTPase activator activity. Gene Ontology annotation, biological process: signal transduction; positive regulation of GTPase activity. The transcript is spliced from 34 exons. Lineage: Eukaryota; Metazoa; Chordata; Mammalia; Pholidota; Manidae. The record is from RefSeq and is a predicted model, not a curated record.
CCCUCCCCUCCCGGGGCGUCACGUGGGGCGGGCGGAAGCGCCCGGCCGGGUGGGCGCGCCUGGUCUGCGGCCGCGAGUUGAUUGCGCGCAGUGAGUCCGUGCCGGCGCCGGGACCCCGGGUCCCUCAGAGUGCAGUCCUCGCUCAGAACAGGUCUGGACAGAGCCCCACCGGCUGGCCUCUGCUGGCAGGAAUCAUGGCAGAUGCUGAGGACGCAGCCCUGUCGGUGGCCGAGUGGCUGCGGGCCCUGCACCUGGAGCAGUACACUGGGCUCUUUGAGCAGCAUGGGCUAGUGUGGGCCUCCGAGUGCCAAAACCUCAGUGAUGCCCGCCUGAUGGACAUGGGCAUGGUACUGCCUGGCCACCGCCGCCGCAUCCUCGCUGGCCUGCUCCGUGCCCUUGCGCCACCACCCCCCGCACCCCACCCCACCCCACGGCCUGUGCCCAUGAAGCGUCAUGUCUUCCGCUCACUGCCUGUGCGUGCCACUCUACCAGAGCCGCUGCCCACAGCUGGAGAGGAUGAGGGGCUACCCACUGCUCCCCCGAUCCCACCCCGGAGGAGUUGCCUGCCGCCUGCCUGCUUCUCCGCCCCAUCUCCGCCCCAAGACCCUCCGUUGCCUCCACUGCCCGCCAAGCGGCAUUUGGCAGAGCUCAGUGUCCCGCCUGUGCCCCCCCGCACGGGGCCCACCCGCAUGCUGCCGAGCCUUGCCUCCAAGGAGGAGGAGUCGCUGUCGCCACAGCUGUCACCACCUCCGCAGCCAGAGCCUGAAGAGUCCCCAGCCACCUUACCCUGGGGGUCUUCCCAGCGCCUGUCCCCACCUCCCCACCCCCCAGAUGUUCCCCCAAAGCCUCUUCACUGGCUCCCGGAGUUUGAUGACUCUGACUACGAUGAGGCUCCAGAGGAGGGGCCAGGAGCCCCAGCUGGCAUGAUGACCAAGAAGGAGGAGCCCUCGGUGAGCGGAGUCCCACGGGCCGUGCGUGUGGCCAGUCUGCUGAGCGAGGGGGAGGAACUAUCUGGGGAUGACCAAGGGGAUGACCAAGAGGACGACUACACCUACGAGGGCGUCCCCAAUGGUGGAUGGCACACCAGCAGCCUGAGCUCAGCCUUGCCCAGCAGCCUCCUCAUCCCCGAGGUCCCACCACACCCGAUGGACGGGCUGCCCAGGGGCCCCACCCCUACCCCACCGGUCAUCAAGGCCGGCUGGCUGGACAAGAAUCCACCACAGGGAUCGUAUAUCUAUCAGAAGCGAUGGGUGAGACUGGAUGCUGACUACCUGCGAUACUUUGAUAGUAACAAGGACGCCUACUCUAAGCGCUUUGUUCCCGUGGCCUGCAUCUCCGCAGUGGCUGCCAUCGGAGAUCAGAAGUUUGAAGUGAUCACUAACAAUCGGACUUUUGCCUUCCGGGCAGAGAGUGAUGCGGAGCGGAAGGAGUGGAUGCAGGCCCUGCAGCAGGCGGUGGCCCAGCAGCGUACCCGGGUCCAGCUGCCUGGUGGCUCCCCACUGGGUAUCCCAGGCUCAGAGCCACCUGACCUUGCGGGCAGCCUGGAGCUGCGUGGCUUCAAGAAUAAAUUGUAUGUGUCCGUGGCUGGGGACAAAGUGCAGCUUUACAAGAAUCUGGAGGAGUACCACCUGGGUGUCGGCAUCACCUUCAUCGACAUGAGUGUGGGCAACGUGAAGGAGACAGACCGACGUAGUUUUGACCUCACCACCCCCUACCGCAUCUUCAGUUUCUCGGCCGAAUCGGAGCUAGAGAAGGAGCAGUGGCUGGAGGCCAUGCAGGGAGCCAUUGCCGAGGCCCUGUCUACCUCAGAGGUGGCUGAGCGCAUCUGGGCCGCGGCCCCCAACAGGUUCUGUGCCGACUGCGGGGCUGCCCAGCCCGACUGGGCCUCCAUCAACCUCUGUGUCGUCAUCUGCAAGCGCUGUGCAGGGGAGCACCGUGGCCUGGGUGCUGGCAUCUCCAAGGUGCGGAGCCUGAAGAUGGACAGGAAGGUGUGGACAGAAACACUCAUCGAGCUCUUCUUACAUCUGGGCAAUGGCCCUGGGAACUGCUUCUGGGCAGCCAAUGUGCCCCCGAGUGAGGCUCUGCAGCCCAGCAGCAGCCCUGGUGCCCGGCGUCGCCACCUGGAGGCCAAGUACCGUGAGGGCAAGUACCGCCGCUACCACCCGCUCUUUGGCAACCAGGAAGAGCUGGACAAGGCCCUGUGCGCUGCAGUCACCACCACAGACCUGGCUGAGACCCAGGCACUCCUGGGCUGUGGGGCUGGGGUCCACUGCUUCUCAGGGGACUCCGAGGCCCCCACGCCCCUGGCUCUUGCUGAGCAGGCGGGGCAGACACUGCAGAUGGAAUUCCUUCGGAACAACCGGACCACAGAGGUACCUCGCCUGGAUUCAGUGAAGCCCCUGGAAAAGCACUACUCAGUUGUUCUGCCAACUGUGAGCCACAGCGGCUUCCUCUACAAGACCGCUUCUGCCAGCAGGCUGCUACAGGACCGCCGUGCCCGGGAAGAGUUCAGCCGACGCUGGUGUGUCCUUAGCGACGGGGUCCUGAGCUACUAUGAGAAUGAACGGGCAGUGACCCCCAAUGGGGAGAUUCGGGCCAGUGAGAUUGUGUGCCUGGCAGUACUCGCUCCCGACACCCACGGCUUCGAGCACACUUUUGAGGUGUACACGGAGGGAGAGAGGCUGUACCUGUUUGGGCUGGAGAGUGCAGAGCUGGCUCGUGAGUGGGUCAACUGCAUUGCUAAGGCGUUCAUGCCUCCCCUGGCUGAGGAUCUGCUGGCCCGGGAUUUUGAGCGGCUUGGGCGCCUACCCUACAAAGCUGGCCUGAGCUUACAGCAGGCCCAGGAGGGCUGGUUCUCCCUCACUGGCUCUGAGCUCCGUGCUAUCUUCCCAGAGGGGCCCUGCGAGGAACCACUGCAACUUCGGAAACUUCAGGAGCUUUCGGUCCAAGGAGACAGCGAGAACCAGGUGCUGGUGCUGGUGGAGCGAAGGAGGACGCUGUACAUCCAGGGGGAGAGGCGGUUGGACUUCGCGGGCUGGCUGGGGGCCAUCCAGAAAGCGGCAGCCAGCUCGGGGGACACGCUGUCGCAGCAGCAGCUGGGAGACUCAGAUAUCCCGGUGAUUGUGUACCGCUGUGUGGACUACAUCACGCAGUGCGGCUUGACCUCCGAGGGCAUCUACCGCAAGUGUGGGCAAACCUCGAAGACGCAGCGGCUGCUGGAGAGUCUGCGGCAGGACGCUAGGUCUGUGCGCCUCAAGGAGGGCGAGCAGCACGUGGACGACGUCUCCUCGGCCCUCAAGCGCUUCCUGCGAGACCUGCCUGAUGGGCUCUUCACUCGAGCCCAGCGCCUAGCCUGGCUGGAGGCCUCAGAGAUUGAGGACGAGGAGGAGAAGGUUUCCAGGUACCGAGAGCUCCUGGCACGUCUGCCCCCAGUCAACCGGGCCACAGUGAAGGCCCUUAUCAGCCACCUGUACUGCGUCCAGUGCUUCUCUGACACAAACCAGAUGAACACACACAACCUGGCUAUUGUGUUCGGGCCCACACUUUUCCAGACAGAUGGGCAGGACUACAAGGCUGGCCGUGUUGUGGAGGACCUCAUCAACCACUAUGUGGUGGUGUUUAGUGUGGACGAGGAAGAGCUGAGGAAGCAGCGGGAGGAGGUGACUGCCAUUGUGAAGAUGCGUGUGGCUGGCACUGCCAGUGGGACCCAGCAUGCUGGUGACUUCAUCUGCACAGUGUACCUGGAGGAGAAAAAGGCAGAUACUGAGCAGCAUAUCAAGAUCCCAGCCUCCAUGACAGCUGAGGAGCUCACCCUGGAGAUCCUGGAUCGGAGGAAUGUGGGCAUCAGGGAGAAGGACUACUGGACCUGCUUUGAGGUCAACGAGAGGGAGGAGGCAGAGCGCCCCCUGCACUUCGCAGAGAAGGUGCUGCCCAUCCUGCAUGGGCUGGGCACAGAUAGCUACCUGGUGGUGAAGAAGCACCAGUCCAUGGAGGCCAUGCUGCUAUACCUGGCCAGCCAUGUGGGUGACACCAAGCAUGGCAUGAUGAAGUUCCGUGAGGACCGCAGCCUCCUGGGCCUGGGCCUGCCCUCAGGCGGCUUCCAUGAUCGCUACUUCAUUCUCAACAGCAGUUGCCUGCGGCUCUACAAGGAGAUCCGGAGCCAGAGGUCGUGGAGUGGGGCCCCUGAGACCAGUCACCGGCCUGAGAAGGAGUGGCCCGUCAAGAGUCUCAAAGUCUACCUGGGAGUGAAGAAGAAACUCCGGCCGCCCACCUGCUGGGGCCUCACAGUGGUACACGAGACAGAGAAACACGAGAAGCAGCAGUGGUACCUCUGCUGUGAGACGCAAAUGGAGCUGCGGGAGUGGUUUGCUACCUUCCUCUUUGUGCAGCAUGAUGGCCUGGUGUGGCCCUCGGAGCCCUCACGCGUGUCCCGGGCAGUGCCUGAGGUCCGGCUAGGCAGUGUGUCGUUGAUCCCCCUACGGGGCAGUGAGAAUGAAAUGCGCCGGAGUGUGGCUGCCUUCACCGCGGACCCCCUUUCUCUCCUCCGUAACGUCUGAGCACAGGAACCAGCCCCUGGCUCUGGGACUCUGCCGCCAUGAAGCCUUCCUGUUCAGACACCCUCAUGCCCUGAGGGCCUGGUGUGAGCCAGCAGAGGGCGCGUGAGGAAGCCGCACCCCAACAUCCUGCCUACAGCAUGGGGUUCCCUGGCUGGGGAGUGGGGGGGCAGCAGGGUCAGCCUGAGGAGGAUCCCCUCAUCUGCCCUGUCCCGAUGCUCAGCCCUCCUGGCCCACUCCCCUGCAGGAUCACUCGCCCUGAGUUUGAGGUCUCGGGGAGAUGAGCAUCGCUCAGGAACUCUGGAGGACCACUCCUGUCAGAGGCUCAAGGCCCUGGGCUCCUGCUGGAAGGGAACCCAGCCCCUUGCCACAAACUCCAGAACUGCAAAAAGUGGAUGCUCUAAAUGAACACUCAGCUGGGAUGGGGAGGGAGCUCUUGGGUAAGUUUCUACAGGGCCCAAAGCUGGACUUGGGGGACUUUAGCCCCACUUCCGGUCUGGGCUGACUGGGAGGGCCUGGGCUGCCCAGUGCCCCAUCCCCACUUUGGGGCCUUUUGAUAAUAUAAAUAUACUGUAUAUUUUA